AUGUCAGAAACACAAACGUCGAAAGAAGAUGUUGUUAUGAAAAAGGAUAACGAGGAACAAGUCAAGAAGGCUUUGCUCGAUCCAACAAAAAAGAGAAAAGCUGAAGAUGAAAUUGAGAUUGAUUUGAAAAGCUCCAUUCCCCUGUCAAAAAAACAGAAGCGUCUUUUGAGAAGAGGGAAAGUUACUCUAGAAGAGUUAAACGCAAAGUAUAACAUCGACCCUAAGUCUAUCGAGGAAUACAAAGAGGAUGCUGAAAAGAAAAAAUCUGGUGCUUCUGAGGAAGACGCCCAGGGUGAUGAAUCCAAAACUGAUGCUGUAACAGGAAAUACAUCUGGCGAGGCUAUAACAAAAAAGAAGAAAGAUGAAAAUAAAUACGGUGUUUGGAUUGGUAAUUUAUCCUUUGACACCACAAAGGAUGAUUUAGUCAGGUUUUUUAUUGCUAAAACGAAAGACAAUGAAGAUGAAAGAAGCAGAGUCACCGAACAAGAUAUAACCAGGUUAUCCAUGCCACGUGUUGCUGCCAAGAACUCCAACUCUAUGAAAAAUAAAGGAUUUUGCUACAUGUUCUUCAAGAACGCCGAGCAACUGAAAGCGGUCUUGGAGUUAUCUGAAUCUCAUUUAAACGGAAGAAAUAUGCUAAUCAAGGACUCCGAGAAUUAUUCAGGUAGGCCAGACAAAGACGAUUUAGUUGCCAUGUCCAAAAACCCACCUUCAAGAAUUUUAUUUGUCGGUAAUUUGUCAUUCGAUGUCACGGAUGAUUUGUUAAGAAAACACUUUCAACAUUGUGGUGAUAUCGUGAAAAUCCGUAUGGCAACAUUCGAAGAUAGCGGUAAAUGUAAAGGGUUCGCAUUUAUCGACUUCAAGAACGAAGAAGGAUCUACUAAUGCAUUAAAGGAUAAAAGUUGUAGAAAAAUUGCCGGAAGACCAUUGAGAAUGGAAUACGGUGAAGAUAGAAGUAAAAGACAAGUUCGUAAGAAGGUUGAAAAUGUUACCAACGACAAGUCCCCAUCAUUUGAUAUCUCCAACGACAGAGGAUACGAUCGUCCGAGACAGGAUAGUGGAAACAAAUCCGAAUACAAGCGGUCCAACGCCAACAGACGUCCACCCGUAGAUUCCAAUAAUCGUACUAAGAGUAGCGUAGCUUUAGCCACCGCCCAAAGAGGUUCUGCAGCUAUUGUCCCAUCGCAAGGUAAGAAAGUGAAGUUUGACUAG
Messenger RNA from Saccharomyces paradoxus, 1212 nucleotides. RefSeq names its product Nop13p (gene NOP13). NCBI's taxonomy places the organism in Eukaryota, Fungi, Ascomycota, Saccharomycetes, Saccharomycetales, Saccharomycetaceae. The record is from RefSeq and is a predicted model, not a curated record. The coding region runs from base 1 to 1212 and encodes 403 amino acids. The transcript has a single exon. Gene Ontology annotation, molecular function: RNA binding.